AUGGAGUGUGAGGGCCCCCUUGCCGCUGGAACCGGGGAGUCAGAGAGCUCCACGCUAGCCCGUCUGGCUGGACCGGAGCCUGCUCCCAAAUGGGCGAAGCGGGCGGAUGCGCCCAUAACACGUUUUAGUAAGGGCGCUCAAAAGUGGACGGGGGGAAGAAUCCCAGAGGAGGAGAAAAGAGCUGCGCUGGAAAGUUUGGUCUCAGACAUGGAGGCGGCAUCCUCCAAGGGCCCCAACGCGGCUUUGCUCAAGACCUGGCAAUCAGUGCAUGAGAGUUGGUUCGGAGCCGAUGGAGAGCCUGCUUUCCCUUUGAGUGUGGAGAAGCUGCGGGCUGUUGGUGCUGUGUUCAAGGCCCGAGGUUACCGCAGUUUUCCCAACUACCUGACCAAGGCGAAGCAACAGCACAUAAGGCUAACUGGCAGCUGGCCCGUUCUGCUUGACCUGGAGGCCAGGCAGAUUAAGCGCAGCGUCCGAAGGGGUUUGGGCCCCAGUCGUCAGUCAGAACCUCUACAGCUGGAACGCGUGGCAGAAAUGCCUUCUGACCUGCUUAGCUCUCCGGAACCGCUGGUGGAAGAUGGCCCUGUUGGCCCGUGGAAUCUUGCGGUUCUGGGUGUCUAUUUUAUGCUGCGCGAGAUCGAGUCCAGCCUCUCGCUUGCUUCCAGCAUAACUUUGGACUUCGCUCUGAAGAUGGUGUGCUGGCUACUACCUUCAUCGAAGACUGACAGCACGGCUUUGACCACCACUAGGGAAUGGCAUUGCUUGUGUGAGGCCAACACAAUUUGGCUCUGUCCUUUUCACGCAGCGGUGCGACAGAUGGAGUUCCUCAAGGACCUGUUCGGUGACGAGAAUGGCGCUCUACCGGCUGGGCUUCCUUUCUUUCCGUCUGUGAGAGGUGAGACUGUUGCCAAAGAAGCGGUGGUCUCGACGCUCAAGGUAUGGCAUAGACGUGCUGGCAUCACUGUUGUGGACUCCGACGGCAAUGAGCUGAUGGGGGGACAUUCCAUGCGUACCGGCGGAGCUGUGCUGUUGGCGAGCGAAGGGGUGCACCUUUACCAGAUCGAGCUCAUGGCUCGAUGGAAGAGUGCGAUGCUCGUGCACUAUGCCAAAUCUGCUCCUCUAAAGAAGAUGAGCAGAGAUUAUGUGCGCAACAAAGUCCAGCAAGAGCUACACAGUAGGUUGGACGAACUGGCGCAGGCACUGGAAGAAGUGAAGAAGCAGUGCCCGUCGAAGCCCUCCCAGCUGGAGAGGGCAGAGUUCGUCGCUGAGCGGAUCAAGGGGCCCAUGCGGAAGAUGGCUCAAGAAGAGGUUUCUUUGCUCAAGAGGCAGCUCCUUGCUGCUCCGAGCGCCUACAUUCAGAACCCAGACAGGCGGAAAACCUGGCACAAGGCUUCUGUGGAUGGAUACCUGCACCCUCCGAACACUUGGAGGACCCUUUGCGGAUGGCCCCAUGGAGUCAACGCCUUCGUUAGAUGUGAUAACCUGCCCGAGGGGGACUAUGCGGGACGACACGACGUCCGGCAUCAUGGCGACAAGACGCCGUGGUUACAGGACUCGGACCUGUCGUACCUAUCGGCAUCGUGA
Messenger RNA from Symbiodinium natans, 1581 nucleotides. The record is from the annotation of a GenBank genome assembly. NCBI's taxonomy places the organism in Eukaryota, Dinophyceae, Suessiales, Symbiodiniaceae.